Cylindrotheca closterium is the source of this 591-nucleotide messenger RNA. The record is from the annotation of a GenBank genome assembly. Lineage: Eukaryota; Bacillariophyta; Bacillariophyceae; Bacillariales; Bacillariaceae.
AUGUCUGAUCUACCAACCCCUGUCGUGUUUUGCGGUCCCUCUGGUGUCGGAAAAGGCACUCUAAUCGAUCUACUCAUGAAGAAGUUCCCUGAUGCCUUUGGAUUCAGCGUUUCUCACACAACAAGAGGACCAAGAGAAGGAGAAGUCAACGGAAAGCAUUAUCACUUCACCACUGUUGAGGAUAUCAAGAAGGAGAUUGCUGCAGGAAAAUUCGUCGAAUAUGCUGAAGUUCAUGGAAACUACUAUGGUACUAGUAUUGCGUCCGUUGAGUCGGUGCAAAAGGAAGGCAAGAUUUGUGUCCUUGAUAUCGAUAUCCAGGGUGUCAUGAAAGUAAAGGAAUCGUCGCUUUCUCCGCGAUAUCUAUUCAUCUCCCCUCCAUCCAUGAAGGAGCUUGAAGACCGAUUGCGCGGUCGCGGAACAGAGACUGAAGAGGCAAUAAAGAAGCGCCUUGGAAAUGCAAGCAAAGAGAUGGAAUAUGGUCAAGGUGAAGGCAACUUUGACAGAAUUUUCGUCAACAACAAUUUGGAUGAAACCUUCGCUACCAUGACCAAGGAAUUCAAGGAAUGGUAUCCUCACCUCAAGGAAGCCUAA